Formica exsecta is the source of this 2868-nucleotide messenger RNA. Its product is annotated as protein DENND6A. Gene Ontology annotation, molecular function: guanyl-nucleotide exchange factor activity. Gene Ontology annotation, cellular component: recycling endosome. NCBI's taxonomy places the organism in Eukaryota, Metazoa, Arthropoda, Insecta, Hymenoptera, Formicidae. The record is from RefSeq and is a predicted model, not a curated record. The transcript is spliced from 9 exons. Bases 909 to 2639 code for a protein of 576 amino acids.
AGGCAUUCCUCUUCCAUUUAUAUAUGUUCUAAGGAGAGAACGGUGAACCGAAAAGGAUGCUGCCAUGUCUCGGGAUGCGCUUAUGGUUCCUCGAUGCUUUCCGCUUCGGUGAGAGUCAUGUAUAAAGGAACGGGAAACAUAUACGAACGUGUGAAGUGUUGAGGAUAUAAUUUGGACGAUGAUGUUAAUUUAUUCGCGAGAGACGGAUGAAGGUGACUGCUCUGAAGCGGAUUAAUCUGAAUAUCUGUCAUCGAGCAAUCGUAAAGCGGAUUCUUUGGACGGAGGUUAUAAGGCGCCUAAUUAUAAUAAAUAUCAUCGAUAUCCAAAACACUAUGAGGAAUUUCUACGAGGGUGCGAAGGGGAGCACCACGUGUCUACACAAAUGUCAACUGUACACAGCUGUUCCGCCUCGACGAUUCUCGCUCGCACGCCCUCAUCUAUUGGCGUAUCGUUUGACGGAUUGUUAUUUAAACGUGGAGAGCAUAUGGAGGAGAUUUUAACAAUUGCACGACGUUAUGCGUGGCUACUCCUCUCCUUUGACUAGGCGUUGCACGCAAACGGGUGGUCUCGAUCCUCGGAAGGACACACAGGGGUUAUUCCAUAUUUUCAAGUAUCAUCGAACAGGGUACAAAGAUUUCGAGACUAACAGUAGCCCGAGUAGGAUAAUCAAAGUUAGCAAUCAACUUCCUAGAACAGAUUUAUAGUUAAUGUAUAUAUAUAUAUAUUGUUUAUAUAUAUAUAUAUAGCGAAUCUUUAUGCGCAUUUUGUCAUAACGUGACAUAAAAAUUAGUCAAUUGCUAUAGUGCAGGUGUCAUGUGGAAGGUCAUAUUGUACAAUGACGAAUAACACAUACGCCAAUAUACAAUCUAGCAACUAGAUCGAUAGUGAGAUAAGUAGAAAAAGAAACAAUGUCAGUUCCUUCUUGCUCGACGAGUAAAGAGCCGGAUAGUGUAAACGCUAAGGAGAAAGUGAUGUAUGAAAAAUGGGAGCGUUUUAAUAAUUGGGUGCAUUGUAUAUGCAUUGUUACUUUUGAUCUUGAAUUGGGCCAAGCUAUAGAGGCAAUUUAUCCGAGUCAUAUUAAAUUAUCGGAGCAAGAGAGAUCCAAUGUCUGUUAUUUAGCCUUCCCUGACUCCAACUCUGGAUGCAUGGGAGACACUCAAUAUCAUGUUAGAAUAAGACAAAGUAGCAAAAUGAUGCAGAAAACCAGUGCACUUGAAGAAUAUGACAGAAAAUCACCUUCUUUUCUACAAACUGAUAGAGAUUAUUACUGGGGAUACGUAUAUUUUCGGCAAGUGAAGGAUAAGUCUUUGCCAAGAGGAUAUUUCCAAAAGAGUGUUGUUAUAAUUACGAAACUGCCGUUCGUCAAUCUGUUUGGUGAAUUGUGCGCUUUAAUCGCGCCGGAAUUUUUCGAGGCCGGAACGGCACUCAUGGACGCUGUGGUACGCGAGAUCGAUCAGUGGCCCCCUCCAGUUCCAGGGCAGAUAGUUCAUUUACCUCUCAUCGGUGUGUUAUUCCAGACAUACAUCCCAAACCAAAAUUGUAAAGCCACUGUUCCCUCAAUAGCUGCCAUGGAACAUGCACCAAAUGUACACGCAACACGAAGACUGAUGUUGACGUCAGCCUACGAAGGCGACAUGUUUCGGAGUCUAGCCAGUGUUGUUAGUUAUGUACACUUAUUGUGGGAAUUGGUGCUUCUCAGCGAGCCGAUCGUUGUAAUGGCUAGCUCGCCGACCACGUGUUCCGAACUAGUUCAAGCGCUUAUAGCCAUGAUUGCGCCAUUAAAGUACUGCGCCGAUCAUCGCCCGUACUUCACUAUCCACGAUUCGGAAUUUAAGGAAUAUACCACGGAUUCUCCGACGCCGCCUGCUGUAAUCCUAGGCGUGACCAAUCCAUUCUUUGCCAAGACUCUGCAACAUUGGCCGCAUAUCAUUCGGAUAAGCAACGGCAACAACAGCGAAGAUCUAAAAUUCAAAAUCAAGAGGUCCGAAAAUCUGAAGGUGCUGGACUCCAAACCUGGCGUUUAUACUCAGUACAAGUCCUUUCUGCAGAAGGACAAGACCAUUUUGAAGAAAUUGUUCAGGGGCAUUCAGACGAAACGGCCGGGCGAGGUGCAGACCGCGCUCUUGAAACGUCAUUUGAUAGAGCUAACCGAGAGUUUUAUGAUUCCGCUCGAGAGAUACAUCGCGACUCUCAUGCCACUGCAAAAGAACAUAUCACCUUUUAAGGCAACUCCUACACCACAAAUGUUCAAUCCAGAUGACUUCCUAGCUAGCUUAAGUAGCUCUGGUCCGCAAUUGACUACAGGUAUAAAGGGGGAUUGGGUAGGAUUGUACAAACGGUUCUUUCGAUCGCCCAACUUCUCUGGAUGGUUCCAUACUAGAUAUACAGAGUUGAGUCAGCAAUUGCAAGCUAAGCAAUUGGAAAAAUUGUCGCAAGCAGACCUGAAAACGUGGGUGCAGGGAAAGCAAGAAGUGGAGGUAGUCGAUAUGAUUCUUAGGAUUCGCCAAAAAUUGGAGAGAAGCUGCAUCGAUGACGUACCAAUCGAUAACUCGGUGAGGGAGAAAUUACGAGAAAGAAUAAACGACAUUACGCACGUAUUGCCAGAAGAUUUAAAGGUUAUUUUAAAACGCGAAUCUUGACAGUACGAUUACAUUAUUAGUAUUAAAACUCGCUAACGUUACAUUUAGUUCCGCAUAAGCCGGGCUUGUAUUUAAGUCAACUCAGAAACUUAACACAUGUAAGAUAAUUUAAAUGUUCCACUCCAUUUUCCUAUUUAUUAUGACGUAAAUGAUGGAACGAAAAAGAUGUCAGUUAUAUUUAAGCGUUAUAGUUUGAGAAUUUAUACAAUGAAUUUUAUAUAAAAGAUAU